AUGAUGCACCUGCAAGGAGUGGCAGACGAGAUCAUGUGUAGGGCCUUCCCCAUUACGCUGAAAGGACCCGCAAGGAUUUGGUUUAGCAAGUUGACGCCCAACUCCAUUAGUACCUUCAAGGAGUUAAGCGCCCAGUUUGCCUCACACUUCAUCGGGGGACAUAGGUAUAAGAAGUCCACUGCAUGCCUGAUGAACAUUAAGCAACGAGAGGACAAGACAUUGAGAUCUUACAUAACCCAUUUUAACAAGGAGGCCUUCUCAAUCAAUGAAGCUGACGAAAAGAUACUUAUGGCUGCAUUCACGAAUGGGCUACAGAAGGGUAAAUUCCUAUUUUCUAUAUAUAAGAACGACUUAAAGACUAUGUCAGAUGUGAUUUAUAGGGUGACUAAGUACAUGAAUGCGGAAGACACACUACUGGCCCGAGAAAAAAAGCCUAAGAAGAGGGAAAGACAGGAAGACAUAUGGCAAGAUAGGGGGCGGAAGAUGGCUAGAAUUGGAGAACGGCGGGAGGACAGGUGCUCCAAGCCCCCCACGAGGAGGUUCACGAGCUUUACCCCGCUGACUACCCUGAUUGACCAAGUCUUGAUGCAAAUCAAGGAUGAAGAAACCCUGACAUUUCUUAGAAAGCUAAAAAGAGAUCCUAAUAAAAGGUCUAAAGACAAGUACUACAGCUUCCACCAUGACCACGGUCAUGACACAGCCGACUACUACGACUUGAAGCAAUAA
Molecule: messenger RNA, 726 nt
Organism: Quercus lobata
Lineage: Eukaryota; Viridiplantae; Streptophyta; Magnoliopsida; Fagales; Fagaceae
Exons: 1
Coding region: 1-726 (241 amino acids)
Source: RefSeq, a predicted model, not a curated record